This is a messenger RNA of Sarcophilus harrisii (Tasmanian devil), 2474 nucleotides long. It is a transcript of the gene NPAS1, whose product is annotated as neuronal PAS domain protein 1. Bases 456 to 2474 code for a protein of 672 amino acids. The record is from RefSeq and is a predicted model, not a curated record. Gene Ontology annotation, molecular function: DNA-binding transcription factor activity, RNA polymerase II-specific; RNA polymerase II transcription regulatory region sequence-specific DNA binding; protein dimerization activity. NCBI's taxonomy places the organism in Eukaryota, Metazoa, Chordata, Mammalia, Dasyuromorphia, Dasyuridae. The transcript has 12 exons. Gene Ontology annotation, biological process: regulation of transcription by RNA polymerase II.
UCGAGGUAAUGGGGCCUUAAGGGCUCCCGGGGGCGGGGCUCCGGGAAACUCCGCCCAUCCCGGCAGCCGGCGAUGUCCAAGGCUCUCCAUGUGAGAAGCGGCCCUGGUGCCAGCUCGGGGUGUGAGCACCUCCCGAGCCCCGCGGAUCCCGGCGGGAGCUUUAGGGCCUAUGGAGCGGCCCCCAGCCUCCCUGUUGGACCGGACCGAUCCAGCGCUGCAUCCGGAGCCCCCCGGGACACCGAGCCAGAGGCGGGCGACUGCCAUGGAGCUGGGUAAUUCGGGGGGAAAGGCUGGAAGAGCCCAGUGAGUUGAACACUUUGGUCCGGGAGAGAGAGGAAAGCCAGAAGUCUGGGUCACAGGGAGAGGGGACCAGGAUACUCCGGUGCUGGUGCCCAGGACCCUGAAUCCCACCCCCCACUCUGAGUCCAUCCAAGCCUGUCUUUCGGGGCGCAGAAAUGGCGGCCCACUUCUCAGGAAGCGAGGUCAAGUGCGUCAGCGUGGAGUGGGAUUUCCUGCAGGGACUGCUGGUCAAAGCCCCGCCUGCGCCCUGCCUGCAGGCCUUGCGGAAGGAGAAGUCCCGGAACGCGGCCCGCUCCCGCCGGGGCAAAGAGAACUUCGAAUUUUACGAGCUGGCGAAGACGCUGCCCCUGCCCAGCGCCAUCACCAGCCAGCUGGACAAGGCUUCCAUCGUGCGGCUCAGCAUCACCUACCUCCGCCUGCGAGACUUCGCUGCCCUCGGGGACCCCCCCUGGAGCCCACCCAGAGCCGACCCGCCACCACCUCUCUCCUCAGUCUCUGGUGCCUCCGGACGAAGAGAGACCUCUGCCCUAUUCACCGACCUCUUUGAGCAGCAUUUGGGAGGCCACAUCCUUCAGUCGCUGGACGGAUUCGUGUUCGCCUUGAACCAGGAGGGCAAGUUCCUCUACAUCUCAGAGACCGUUUCCAUCUAUCUGGGCCUCUCGCAGGUGGAGCUGACUGGCAGCAGUGUGUUCGACUACGUGCAUCCGGGGGACCACUCAGAGGUGCUGGAGCAGCUCGGACUGAGGGCUCCACCCCCUGGGCCUGGGGCACCGCCUUCUGGGCCCUCUUCCUCCUCUUCUUCAUCCUCUUCAUCCUCAGCUUCCUCAAUCUCUGAAGCCCCAGAGAUUGAGCUGGCCCUCCCUGUGAUUACUCCUCGAAGCCAGCCCGGCUCCCUUGAGCGUUCCUUCUUCGUCCGAAUGAAAUCCACACUCACCAAGCGGGGGCUGCAUGUCAAGGCUUCGGGAUACAAGGUAAUUCACGUGACCGGCCGCCUCAGGACUCAGCUGUUGACAGCCCGGCGGGGCCAAGCUUUGGGUCUCGUAGCUCUGGGCCACACCCUGCCCCCAGCCCCACUCAGUGAACUUCCCUUGCACGGCCACACACUUGUCUUUCGCCUCAGCCUGGCCUUGACCAUCAUCUCCUGUGAGAGCAGGAUCAGUGAUUACAUGGACGUGGGCCCCUCAGAACUGAUCGGACGAAGCUGCUACCAGUAUAUCCACGGGGAGGACGUGGCUGGGAUUCGCCAGAGCCACCUGGACUUGCUGGACAAAGGGCAGGUGGUGACGGGCUACUACCGAUGGCUGCAGAGGGCUGGGGGCUUCAUCUGGCUCCAGUCUGUGGCCACGGUGGCCAUCAGUGGCAAGAGCCCGGGCGAGCGCCACGUCGUCUGGGUCAGCUACAUCCUCAGUCAGGUGGAAAGCGGCCACAUGGCCUUGGACACUUUCCAGCUCCCUAGCAUUAUCCCCCAGGAGGAUCUCUCCGAUGCGGAACCCGAGAUCAAAGAGUCCAAGGCCCAGGUGGAGGGGGAGCAAGGAGCUUCCCAGCCUGAGCCCGGGGCCCAUCAUGCCCGGGGAAAACGCAUCAAACUGGAGCCAGCCAGAGGAAGCAGCGGCCAAGGAGAGGCCGCCGGGGAAGGCAGGGAGGACAGUGAUGAGGGGGAGUCCAGACACCCUGUGCCCCGUCCCGAAUUCACCUCGGUCAUCCGGGCGGGGAGCUUGAAGCGGGAGACCAUGAGGCCGUGGAGCUUUGCCACCUCUUAUCACACUGGGGAGCCCUUCCACAGGCCCCCUUCGCCCCCCGACUCCCCAUCCCCACCCACUCUGCUCCACGCCGGUUACCUGGCCCCCGGCCGGGGCCUGUACACCAGCACCAUCCGAUACGGGCCGGCCGAGCUGGGCCUGGCCCUCCCCACCCCAGGGCUGGUUUAUCAGCACCUCCACAGGCUAACCGGCCCCGGGCCGGCUUUUUCCGGAGGUCACCCGUGUACCCUUCUUGGGGCUACAGGGGGGAUAGGACCGCCGGAAAGGACGGGGAGGGCCUGUUUUCCCAGCAUGGGCCCUCCCAGCAUCGGGGCACAAGGGAGCCCUGAGCAAGCCAGGGGCGGGGCUGGGGCCCCCAAAUUAAAAGGUUCCCUUUCCCAACCUUUCUUUUUCCUGGGGGGGGCUGAGGGCUGA